Ambispora gerdemannii is the source of this 543-nucleotide messenger RNA. NCBI's taxonomy places the organism in Eukaryota, Fungi, Glomeromycota, Glomeromycetes, Archaeosporales, Ambisporaceae. The record is from the annotation of a GenBank genome assembly.
AUGACUAAAGACCAAUUACAAGCGGAAUUAAAAGCCAAGGUUAAAGAAGGAGUAAAACCUUCUCAUUUAAAAAGAAGUAAAAGCUUAGGAGAUAUUCCUAAUGCUCCGCCCGCUCCCUCCUUAACUAACGAACUAACCACUUUACAAACUGAGAAUGAAGCGUUAAAGAAGCAAAUUAGUGAGUUAGAAAAAGAAGAAGUCUUUGUCGAGGCUCCCGAAGAAAAUAUUAACGAACUAAAAGAACAGCUUAAAAACCUAGAACAACAAAUCCUGGAACUCCGACUCAGCAAAAUUAAUGAAUUUGGCGAGUAUUAUCAACAGAAACAAGAGUUGGAAAAACUCUUGCAAAAGGAAUUCACCACCCUCAAAGAAAAAAUAACCACUAAACUACAAGUCAAAGACCAAGCCAUUACUGACACUAACCAAAAACUCCAAGAAAGUAACCAGAAACUAGAACUGUCUUUAAAAGAAAAUACCGAAAAUGAGAAAGCGCUCGAGCAAUUACUGAAAGAGUUUAAAGAAUUAAGUCAACAAUUAGCCUAA